Talaromyces atroroseus is the source of this 1845-nucleotide messenger RNA. RefSeq names its product Heat shock protein SSB1. The record is from RefSeq and is a predicted model, not a curated record. Gene Ontology annotation, molecular function: heat shock protein binding; ATP binding; misfolded protein binding. The transcript has 8 exons. Bases 1 to 1845 code for a protein of 614 amino acids. Gene Ontology annotation, biological process: vesicle-mediated transport; protein refolding; cellular response to unfolded protein. Gene Ontology annotation, cellular component: plasma membrane; cytoplasm; nucleus. Lineage: Eukaryota; Fungi; Ascomycota; Eurotiomycetes; Eurotiales; Trichocomaceae.
AUGUCUGACGAGGUCUACGAGGGUGCCAUUGGCAUCGAUUUGGGUACCACCUACUCUUGCGUUGCCAACUAUGAGGGCACCAACGUUGAAAUCAUUGCCAACGAGCAGGGAAGCUUCACCACACCUUCGUUCGUCUCCUUCACGGACAAGGAGCGUCUCAUCGGUGAGGCUGCCAAGAACCAGGCUGCCAUGAACCCUAAGAACACCAUCUUCGAUAUCAAGCGUCUUAUCGGACGACGAUUUGAGGACCCCGUUGUUAAGAAGGAUAUUGAGUCCUGGCCUUUCAAGGUCGUUGACCUUGGCGGAAACCCAGUUGUCGAGGUUGAGUACUUGAACGAGACCAAGACCUUCUCUCCUCAGGAGAUCUCUUCCAUGGUUCUCACAAAGAUGAAAGAGGUUGCUGAGACCAAGCUCGGCAAGAAGGUCUCCAAGGCCGUUAUCACUGUUCCCGCAUACUUCAACGACAACCAGCGACAGGCCACCAAGGAUGCCGGUGCCAUUGCUGGUUUGAAUGUGCUUCGUAUCAUCAACGAGCCCACUGCUGCCGCUAUUGCCUACGGUCUGGGUUCCGGAAAGUCCGAGAAGGAGCGUAAUGUCUUGAUCUACGAUCUUGGUGGUGGUACUUUCGAUGUCUCCCUUUUGAACAUCCAGGGUGGUGUCUUCACCGUCAAAGCUACUGCUGGUGACACUCACCUUGGUGGUCAAGAUUUCGAUACCAACCUGUUGGAGCACUUCAAGAAGGAGUUCCAAAGAAAGACCAAGAAAGAUCUGUCCGGUGACCCCCGUGCUCUCCGCCGUCUCCGUACCGCUUGCGAGCGUGCCAAGAGAACCCUCUCCAACGCUACCCAGACCACUGUCGAAAUCGACUCUCUCUUCGACGGCGAGGACUUCAACGCUCAGAUCACCCGUGCUCGUUUCGAGGACCUCAACGCCAAGGCUUUCUCUGGCACCCUUGAGCCCGUCCAGCAAGUCUUGAAGGACUCUGGUAUUGACAAGACCAAGGUCGACGAGAUUGUUCUUGUCGGUGGUUCCACCCGUAUCCCCCGUAUCCAGAAGUUGCUCAGCGAUUUCUUCGAUGGAAAGAAGCUUGAGAAGAGCAUCAACCCCGACGAGGCUGUUGCCUACGGUGCUGCCGUUCAGGCCGGUAUCCUCAGUGGAAAGGCCACCUCUGGCGAGACUGCUGAUCUCUUGCUUUUGGACGUCGUUCCCCUGUCUCUUGGUGUUGCUAUGGAGGGUAACAUCUUCGCUCCUGUUGUUCCCCGUGGCCAAACUGUUCCCACCAUCAAGAAGCGUACUUUCACCACCGUUGUGGACAACCAGCAGACCGUUCAGUUCCCUGUCUACCAGGGUGAGCGCACAAACUGCGAGGACAACACCUCUCUCGGUGAAUUCACUCUUGCCCCUAUUCCUCCUAUGAAGGCUGGUGAGGCUGCUCUCGAGGUUGUCUUCGAGGUCGACGUCAACGGUAUCCUCAAGGUUACUGCCACCGAGAAGUCCUCUGGACGCACCGCCAACAUCACCAUCUCCAACGCUGUUGGCAAACUUUCCAGCACUGAGAUCGACCAGAUGAUCAGCGAUGCCGCCAAGUUCAAGUCUAGCGAUGAGGCUUUCAGCAAGAAGUUCGAGGCCCGUCAACAGCUCGAAUCCUACAUCUCCCGUGUUGAGGAAAUCAUCUCUGACCCUACCAUGUCAUUGAAGAUCAAGCGCGGUAACAAGGAGAGAAUCGAAUCUGCCUUGAGCGACGCCAUGGGCCAGCUCGAAAUCGACGACUCCACGCCUGAUGACCUGAAGAAGAAGGAAUUGGCCCUCAAGCGUCUCAUCACAAAGGCUAUGGCCACUCGCUAA